ACGUUGUGAUACUGAGGCGGCGUGAACAUCCCUGCCUCCACCGAGUUGUGAGACCCGGUUAAGCGUUGCAUCGUUCUCAUAAAAAUAGCAUCAUUCAGGUAGUCGAAAUUGCGAGGAGAUCAUGUUCGGAGCCGUGCAAGGAGGCGUUGGAGGAGUCGGAGGAGCAGCGCCAUUUUCCAAUCCUUCCUCACACCCCUCGUCGGUCGAGGGACUCAAGAGUCGCGGCAGCGUGCAGCGUAGCAAACGCGAGCGGCACUCUACAUUGGCAGCGCCAUUCAAAGACGACUCAAGGCUGAUAGCACUACGGUAUGAUCAAACCAUCGCCUUAGAGCCCCCGAUUCCUCUGCCGCCCCCUCGUUCACCCCGGCGACCGCCCCCUCGUGCCUCCUCCCUCAAUCUCACAAGGCCUGCUGGGGUCACAAACUCACCUAUUGUCGUGCCUCCUCCCAUUCCGCCUCCCCGUCCUCCGCCGCCAACUGAGCAGCAUCCCGCUCUACGCACCAUCAGUACGCCCCGGACCUUUGACAGUCACGGAAGGAGAGAUUCUGUGCACGCAUCAAUAUCUUCUCACUCGUAUGGCUCAUACGUAAAUGCCUAUUACAGGGAGAACAGCAGCGACGAGGACGAGGACCCUUUUGCCUACGAGAAAUACGGCGCGGUGUCCGGAGUGCAGCCGCUUCGAUUAAAGUCCAAUUCAGUUGGCUCGUCGAUAUACUCAUAUUACGAACGGGACUCUGGCUUCAGCCAAGAACAGAGCCGGGGCUACGUGCGACACGGAGAGAAGACCAGGAGAAAAGAAGGCACGCACGGGCGAGCGCGAGAACGAGAACGGGAACGGGAACGAGAGCAGGAGCAGGAGCGGGAACGGGGGCAGGAGCGAGUCAGCGAAGCAGACAGCAGGCCCAGCGAGUCGUCAUUGUCGCCUGCACUUUCCGUCGGCAGCACAGCGUCGCCGGUAUUGCCUGCAUCCCCCGCGACCCCGCCGCCCCAGUUCUCGAGGCGGUUCAGGAGCUUCAGCCUGCGCACCGGCUCCUCGUACAGAUCGUCGCCGUCGUCGCUAAUGCGAAUGCGCAAGAAGUCCACAUCCACUGACGACGGGGAGGCGGCCGGGAUGGGGCCCAGAAACGGGAGCUUGGAUCUGGACGGGUCUCGAUCGAUGCGCAUGUGCGCCGAGAGAGAGUGUGGUGGGAAGGGAGGUCUGGGAGGUCUGCACAUGGACAAUGACUCGAAUGGCAAAGCCGCGGCCAGUAAAACCAUGGCGGCCCCAUCGCCCUCUUCCUUGUCGUCCUCCUCCACUUCGUCACCCCUGCCCCUCUCCCACUCGCUCUCCCAUUCGCGGAGGCCGACUAACCCGAUUCACUCAAUUAAUAACUCUAACCCCAGUGCCGUCCCAGGUCCUGCUGCUAGUCAUGGACCGUCGUCGCCAGUUAUCUCCACCAACAUCCCCUGCGAAAGCUUCUUUGAGGAAGAUGACUUAAGCAAACUCUCCUUUUCCAUCCGCGGUAGCCUCAUCUUCGGCGGCAAACGUCCGUGGAAGACAAGUGGCAGCACUAGCAGCGCCAAUCACCAUCAAAAGAUGGCCGAUAAGGCUGCGAUCCCAGACCAGUCGACCUCUACCAAUACCAAGAUCAACUCCAGCGCCAAUAACAAUAACAACAAAGCUCGUGUCUUCCCCCUCGUCCCCACCGCGUCGAAAAGGGAACAUGCCAAUCCAGCGCCUGCGCGCCCCCCGCGCGAAGAUGAUAUGGGCGUCGCCGCGAUCAUCCAAAAACCAUUUCAACUUCCCGAGUCGUCGCACGCCCAUCACCCCCAACAGCCGCCUAAUGCCGUGAGCGAUAACACAUCCACAUCCCAUAAGCCACCCCCCAGUAUUCGGGUCAUUUCUGCAGAGGCCGAGAAGGAAUCUCAAAAGGUGAGAUCUCUCUAUGAAUCCGGGGAAGUUCUCCCAUUCGGAGACGGUGACGUGCCUUCGCCAAUUGGUGAGGCAUUUGAGCCUCCCCAAGAAGUCCUGUCAGAUGUGGUUGGCAAUGACGCACCAAGCGACCAAAGACUUGGACACCCUACUCAAACGUCGGCUUCUACGUCCUCGCUAGCGCAACAAGGUAAUCGUGAACUAGCCGGCGGCAUUGAGGACUGGGAGGGGGUAGAUGGCCAAGAUGUCGAUCGCUACGGUUUUAUUGUGCCCCAUCGGCCAGAAUCAAGCUCACCGCCCAGCACUGCAACACCACCUGGCUCUUCGCCUAUCAGAUAUUCAUCUCGGAAGAACAGAAACGUACUGAUACGCAAGGAUGCCGCGUCGCUUUCGGUGGGCGCUAAGCGCGGCCCUACCAAGAAGUUCUCAGCGCGAUCUCUCAACACGCAUACCUCCGAGGUUUCUGCUAUGUCGCGCCGGUCCGUCCGAUCUACUAUUCGCCAGGCGACCAAUAAGCUUCCCCACAACAGAGAUAGGAGGUUGAUCGACGAGGCUGGCGAUCUACUUGCGCUGCAACCGGGACUCUCAAACAUCACCGAAGAUGAAGGGAUUGACAAGAUGAUAGCCGAGAUGAAACGCAAAGAGGGGAAACGCUCUGAGAAAUGGCGAAAGAUGGCUAAGAUAGUGAAACCUGGUUCCGAAGGACAGGGUACAAUCUUUCAUUUUGAUGCUAAGAACCCUAAGCUUAUAGAGCGCACUUGGAAGGGUAUACCGGAUUGCUGGAGAUCUGCGGCCUGGUAUUCGUUUUUGGCCUCGAGCGCGAAGGCUGAUCAAGUCAACUAUGUAUCUGAUGAGGAGCUCAUGGCCGCCUUCCGCCGUCUUGUUGACGAGCCAUCACCGGAUGACAUACAGAUCGACCUGGAUGUCCCUAGGACUAUCAACCAGCACAUCAUGUUUAGGAGGAGAUAUCGAGGCGGACAACGACUCUUAUUUCGGGUCUUGCAUGCCAUGUCCCUCUACUUUCCCGAUACUGGCUAUGUCCAGGGUAUGGCAACGUUAGCGGCGACCUUACUUAGCUACUAUGACGAGGAACAAUGCUUUAUCAUGCUUGUGCGACUUUGGCAGUUCCGUGGCCUCAACCGGAUAUAUCAAACCGGUUUUGUUGAACUCAUGGGCGCCCUAAAAGAUUUUGAAACGCAUUGGCUGAACGACAAGGAUGUGGCAGAAAAUUUGAAAGAGCUUUGCAUCGAUCCCACGGCCUAUGCUACUCGAUGGUACUUAACUCUAUUCAAUCUGUCAAUACCAUUUCCGGUUCAGCUUCGCGUUUGGGACGUCUUCAUGUUGCUCGGCUCCUCUCCUCCCGAGCAGCCGCUACCUACUCCAGGGACAGGCAAGGAGACGGAAAAUUAUCCCACAUCUAAGGGACUGGAGAUAUUACAUGCAACAAGUCUUGCCAUCAUCGACACGCUACAUUCGACACUUAUCGACUCCGACUUUGAAAACGCCAUGAAGUCUCUCACCUCGUGGGUCCCUAUUAAGGACGAGCAGAGGUUCCUGGAAGUCGUGAAAAUUGAAUGGAAGAAGCACCAGAGCAAACAGAAGAAAAAGGCAUAGGAUGCACCUUUUCACGCUCUGGCCCUUCCAUCAUUACACGAAUCUAAUUCAGAGAUUCUACGCCCACACUCUUCACGCACAACUAAGCCCAAG
This is a messenger RNA of Xylaria bambusicola, 3619 nucleotides long. Its product is annotated as rab-GTPase-TBC domain-containing protein. Lineage: Eukaryota; Fungi; Ascomycota; Sordariomycetes; Xylariales; Xylariaceae. Bases 122 to 3526 code for a protein of 1134 amino acids. The transcript has 3 exons. The record is from RefSeq and is a predicted model, not a curated record.